AGUUUUUCCAGCUUUUGCACCUAAAAUAGCAAUUGAAUUCAAGAUUUUUUAGAUUUUCCACCUAUCUCAAUCUUGAAUCAACAUGGCUGAUCGAAAAAGCGACGAGGGAGAGGAUGAAUAUCAGCAUAAGGAGCAGAUGGUCACAAAUCGAACUUCUAGUUUCCAACCAAAGUCGACCGAGGACUCAAUUAGCAAGCUGGCGAAAAUGAGAGCUGCCGACAGACGAGAGGAAUUUAUGGAGGAGCGCGCCUCGUUUUCAGCGGUAAAACGAGGAUAUCAAGCCGGAGACGACGAGGAAGACGACUUCACCGCAGAAGAAGAGCCGCCGGCGAAGAAGCCGCUGACCGUAGCGGAGCGGUUGAUGGCGGCGAUGGGUCACAAAGCAGGAGAAGGACUCGGAAAACACGGCCAGGGUAUCUCGGAGCCAAUCGCAAGCUCCACACAACGUGGAAGAACCGGACUGGGUCAUAAUGCCGGGAAGGCGACCGCCCGAGAUUUCAAUGAGGUCUGGGAUGAGACGACGGAGGAGAAGACGGUUGUGGAGAGAGUUGAAUGGAUGACUGAUAUUGAGGAAGAGAAACGAGCUGAAAUUUGUGAACAACUGAAAGAUGACAAGUGGAUGGUUAUUGGGAAGGAAAAGCGAACAAUCGACGACGAGACCAAAUUCUGCAGCCAACAAUCCAUCACCGAAAUGAUUGAAGCCAAGAAUGUGUUCGAUCUGAUGUCAGACAAGGAUCUCCGUGAAGCCCGUACCCGUGCGAAUCCCUACGAGACCAUCGGAAGCGCCUUCUUCCAGAACCGCGCCGCAAUGAAGACAGCCAACAUGGAUAAGAUCUACGAUUGGAUCCUUUCCCGCGAAAACACUGAAAACGAUCGAUUUUUGCUCAAAAAUCCGCUGCAGGAGUCGCAAACCGCAGAGAACGUUGAUCGAUCAGAGGAUCUUUUCUACUUUGCAGAUGUCUGCGCUGGUCCAGGAGGCUUCUCAGAAUAUAUGCUCUGGCGGAAGGGAUUCUAUAAUGCAAAGGGAUUCGGAUUCACCUUAGCUGGAAAGGAUGAUUUCAAACUUUUCAAAUUCACAGCUUCAUCCCAAUACUUUUUUGAGACCUUCUACGGAACUAAGGAUAACGGGGAUGUCAUGGAUCCGGUGAAUAUCGACUCACUUGAAGCACAUAUCAGUAGAGGAACCUCGGGGCUCGGUGUGCAUUUAAUGAUGGCUGAUGGUGGAUUUAGUGUGGAAGGACAGGAGAAUAUUCAGGAGAUUCUGUCGAAAAGGCUUUAUCUCUGCCAGCUUUUGGUCUCACUUUGUAUUGUUCGAGAGGGUGGAAACUUCUUUUGCAAACUUUUCGAUAUUUUUACGCCGUUCAGUGUUGGACUGAUCUACCUGAUGAGGGUGUGCUAUCAGAGUGUAUCUCUGCACAAACCGCAUACCAGUCGGCCAGCGAAUUCGGAGAGGUAUAUCACUUGUAAGGGGUUGAGGAAGGAGUUUGCCAACGUUGUCAAGGAGUAUUUGAAGAGAGUCAACCGUAAGCUGGACGAGCUGAAAAACAAGAAAUCCCACGAUGACGUCACAGAUUUAAUGCCUCUCGAUGUCAUUGAAGCCGACCAAAUUUUCAUGGACGAAAUCAUUCGACACAAUGAAUUUUUGGCAAAUCGCCAGACGCUCUACCUCCGGAAAUAUCAAAGUUUCGCCAAAAAUCAGGGACAAUUCGAUAAAGAUCAGGGAAAUCUUCGUGACGAGUGUCUGAAAUAUUGGCAGGUGCCGAAUAAGCAGCGACCACGUGGUGGUGAUCGUGGAAAUCGACAUGAUAAUAUGCAACGGCUCAAUCCGCUUCAGGUCUACGGAAAAUACUGCAAAAAAGUGUGCGGUGAAUCAGAAAUUGGCAACACAUUCCCAGAUUUCUCUCUUAAUUGUCUCGAUGCUCCAUUGCCAAAUAUUCCGUACGAGGAGUACCGUUUUGUGCCACUCGCCAGCUCUGGGAGCCCGAAUUUGCUCAUCGCGGCCGGCGAUUCCGCCUUCAUUUUCCGUAGUGGACGUUUUGAAUCAAUCUCGGCAGACCACAUUCGUAUUCCGGAAAAUACGAUUUUACUCGUUGAUUGGGCUGAAGAAGUGGUGAGAGGUGAUGGAAAUCGGAUUAAAAUUAGCUCAGAGCCACAAGUCGUUCGGAUUAUUGAUGCAGCUGUGCUCUUUGGAGAUGAUGUAUCGAAUUUACCGUAUGAGGAGAGAAUGAAGGCUGCCGAGAAGUUUGUGGCCGCUUUGAAGCAGACAAAUCGUAAAGUGAAGAAAGGAUGGGGACACCGAGCAGAAAUGAUCAAGCCACAUUUGAAAAUAUGUGCCAAAACGUAUUCACUUGCCGAGCUCGACGAAUUCCGUUCGAAUUUGGAGAAGUUGGAGCACAAUCGGGAGCUCGCCGUGCUCUUCACAGAAGGAGAAUUCACGUUCCGGUGCCAGGCACUACGGUUUACGAGAAUUAUCAAACAAGAAUGGCGUAUGGGAUGGUCGAAAAGUCAACAAAAGCCAUAUGCUCACUCACAGGAACACCAGAACGCUGGAUCGAUUCCAGUGGAGCUUUGGGCGGAAAAAUCGAUAUAUUCGUCGUUUUGGGACAGUGUCAUCUGUCUGAAUAAGGAUAAAAAAAAGCUUAUGGAAGCAAUGGAGCAUACUAAGGGAAAAUGUCCGAUUCCAUCAAGUAUUUGGAGCUGGAAAGCGUGCAUUCGCACCCCAUAUGGACCUGAGAAAAUCCUCAACUACCCUGAGCCAUUUGAAGGAAAACCGACGAUUGCAGCAUUGAAAGCACAGAUUGAGAACACUGAUCUCAUUGUUAAACGUGUUCGAAAUUAAAUUAUUGUUACUGUAUUAUUAAGCCCCUCUGUACUUGUUUUUUUACCAAAAAUUCCAAUUUUUUUGAAAAAAAUUACAAUUUUUAUUUCCAAAAAAAAUCGCCGAAAUUUUCAUUUUUUGAGCCAAAGCUCCGGAAAAAUUGAUUUUAAAAAAAUCAUUUGUGGAGAAAUAUUUCAAAUUACCCAAUUUUUGACUAAAAAUUUCAAUUUUUUCGAAAAAUAUUAUAAUUUUUUGAGCCAAAGCUCCGAAAAAAUGACCAAAAAAUGUAAAUUUUCUAAUUUUUUUUUUGAAAAAAAGUUUAAAAUUACCCAAUUUUUGACCAAAAAUUUCAAUUUUUAUUUCCAAACAAAAAUCGGCGAAAUUUUUUAUUUUUUGAGCUAAAGUUUUUCAAAAUUUGUGAAAAUUUGAAACUAGUCUAAUUUUUUUUGGAGUUUGACGAAAAUUGCAAAAAUUCGUUUUUUGAAUAUUUUUUUUUCCAAAAAAAAACCGCCAAACCCCAAAGUUGUAACAAAAAAUUGUAAAUUUUCGUUUAAAUUUGGCGAAAUUAGAAAAAAAAGGCCAAAUAUUUUAAAUUUUUAAAUCAAAAUCUGGAAAAUUAGGCCAAAAUUGUUCAAAUUUUGCCAAAAAUAUUUUUUUUGGAACAUUCAAAUUUUGGCAAAAUUUUUUAAAAAAUUUCAUAUCCUUUCCCCAAAAAAAAUAUAUUUUCUUUUAUAUUUAAUUAAUUAAUAUCUGAUAUUUUCUGUUAUUUAUUACACCGUUCAAUUCAAUUGUUCUCCGUUCAAUUAUCUGUUACCAUGAAAAAACGAUUUUUCGCUGAAAAAA
Molecule: messenger RNA, 3661 nt
Organism: Caenorhabditis elegans
Lineage: Eukaryota; Metazoa; Nematoda; Chromadorea; Rhabditida; Rhabditidae
Gene: cmtr-1
Product: Cap-specific mRNA (nucleoside-2'-O-)-methyltransferase 1
Exons: 9
Coding region: 83-2839 (918 amino acids)
Biological process (GO): 7-methylguanosine mRNA capping
Molecular function (GO): methyltransferase cap1 activity; methyltransferase activity; nucleic acid binding
Source: RefSeq, marked reviewed